Opisthorchis viverrini is the source of this 1701-nucleotide messenger RNA. RefSeq lists its product as hypothetical. The record is from RefSeq and is a predicted model, not a curated record. The transcript has 12 exons. NCBI's taxonomy places the organism in Eukaryota, Metazoa, Platyhelminthes, Trematoda, Opisthorchiida, Opisthorchiidae. The coding region runs from base 1 to 1392 and encodes 463 amino acids.
AUGACCAGUUUUGCCCUUCUUGAGGCUUAUCAGGCGCCGUCCCUGACUUUUGGUCAACUUUAUGUUCUACUUGAACUCAAAUUGCAUGACAUCAAAACUGAGAGAUUCAGCUGGGUUCCAGUCCGUGACCCUAAUCUCAAACACUUUGUAACGGAUCAAAUGGUUGGUGGAGGAGAUGCUGGUCUGACUGGAGUGGAUCACGAAGGGACUGGACGCGUGCGAAACAAUCGGGAACGGCGACGACAACACGAAGCCAAUGAACUUCAGAAGCAGAUUGAAGCACUGAAUUCGACGAUUGAGCGUCUCAUUGAGAGAACCAAAGAAAAAGCGGAAGUACUAAACAACGUAAUACAAGAAACGUUGAAACAGAUAAAGAUGAUUUGUUUGCAAAGAGAAACAAAGCGAAGACACAAGAUGAAAGAGAAACGACAAAUCACCAGGGCGUUAUUUCUCCGCCAUUUCCGUGACCGUCAAACAAGGAAGAGACGGUUGCGUCUCAAGUUGGGACUGAAUAACAUCCGCACACAGCGAAGUCAUUUGGGUCCAAUCCCUGCGUCGCUGGCCUCGAAGGAACAAGACGAAAGUGACGCACUGAGGAAAUGGGAAGCCAAUGAAGAUAAACGAGAUGAAGCCGAAAAUGCCUUGGCUGUGAAGCAAGAAGAGGAAGCUGCUGUGAAAGCAACAUCAAAACUCAAAUGGCUAAAAGAAGUAACAAACGCGCAUCUAAAGCAUCUGGAAGAAUUUCUCAAGGUCACAAAUCCGCAAGAGUCAGACGAUGCAACCUCAAAUAUUAAUGACUCCAGCCUGGAAUUCCAGCUUCCAGUUUUGCGAUCAAGACACUACCGGCUUGUCACUUUACUUCAUAAGUAUGGCAUAACUUCUGAAGAUGAGGAGAAGAUAUCUUCCAACACCUGCCAAUCACUGCUUGACAGUAAAUCAGUGUCGGCCACAAUUGCACUUAGAAAUCUUUGGACCGAUCUGGCUGGAGACAAACUCUGCAGAAUGCAACGAGCGGCCAUUGGUCAAUUUGAACGUCUUAUUCAACAGGGAUGCCGUUCACCCUUGGCCAGAUCAUUCAUGUCACCAACCAGCAAGCAACACCGCCAGUGGCGACGUGAGGCGGCAAUUCUUCAACACUUUGGCAAAGUGAUAAGUGGGAAGCACUUUUCCUAUUUUGACUUCUGGCCAGCUCCUGCCGUGGAGAGUAGUGAUGAGGGUGAAUCUGAUGCAUCUGAUAAAUCUUCGGACGGUCAAAGAAAGCAUGAAAAGCUACCCGCCGUCUCUGCCGGUCCUAGCAAAGGAGAAGCUCACCGGCCACAGGACCCAAGAAAACGGAAGAACGAACCAGUAAAGAAACUGAAUAUCGGGAGACAGAAUAUUAGGGCGUUUUGAGGCAGCAUAUUAAAUGUACUCAGUUUAAGUGGCAAACUUGAUCUGCGGUUGUUUUAGCGAAAUCCGACCCAAGUGCACAGUAGCUCAAGACCUACCCAUUGAAAUCGAGUUCAUCAAACGCUGGUCUCCGCGAUAUCAAAGGAGGACAAGCCAAUUCGUUUUACCUUUAUUUUUGACAAUUUGUUAACCACCAUAUGGUUCUGAAGCAGACUAUAGGUGCACAGCGAUAUCGCCUGCAAACUCUUGAAAUGGGUGAUAACUUUUUUAAAUUGACAAUUGCUUUUCUUUUUUCUUGUUAGUAAACGGCGG